Dendrobium catenatum is the source of this 2726-nucleotide messenger RNA. Its product is annotated as aspartokinase 2, chloroplastic. The coding region runs from base 666 to 2375 and encodes 569 amino acids. NCBI's taxonomy places the organism in Eukaryota, Viridiplantae, Streptophyta, Magnoliopsida, Asparagales, Orchidaceae. Gene Ontology annotation, biological process: amino acid biosynthetic process. The record is from RefSeq and is a predicted model, not a curated record. Gene Ontology annotation, cellular component: chloroplast stroma. Gene Ontology annotation, molecular function: aspartate kinase activity. The transcript has 14 exons.
AAAUUGUCGUUCAUUGUUCGUCUCAGCCUGCUUGCUCCGAAUGGCUGGGCAGAAAUGCCCGAAGGAGCAGAGAAACAAGAUCUUUCACGGAAUUUUCCCCCCAAAAAAGAAAAAAGAUCUUCCACCGAAGUUUAUUGAUAGCAAAUCUCUAUAAAUUUUUUUUAUUUUUUUUACGGAUCUUUGCGCACGUGCAAAAAGGCACAUUGGGUGCUCAACGGCAGUCCAAGGACCAAAACGAACUCGUCGAUCAGUCCCACCCCACCGACGGAAGGCAACGAGACAAAACCGACCGCUUGCUCAAGCAUCAGCCGCCGCGUUUUCUCCUAAGUCGGAUCGGGCACUUGUAGAAAACGAAGCGGUAGCGGUUGCAUCUUCCCUGCUCCUGAAACUCCUCUCUUUCUCUUUUGAUUUGCGCUCCGUAGGAUAUAAGAGGAGGAAGCUGAAGGAGGACCAAUACCAUCUAUCUAUCGAACUUAUAUUCGGAGGUUACUGCGUGUAUCAGCAGGUGAUUUGUUCUAAAAUUGGUAUUUUGAGGUUGUCCCGAUCUCGGUUUUGCGGUGGGAGGCAUUUGUAUAACAGAACAACUGCAACUUUUUUGCCCGUUUGUUUGUUGAUUUUAUUCUGCUGCUAUUUAGUUUGCGACAGCCAGAUUCUGGUUUAAGGAAAUGGCGUCCAUGAUCCGUUUCGGCGUCCAAGGCCAUCGCGCCGGUCUCCCUAGGGAUUUUCCGAGCACUGCUUUUUCGUCGGGAUCGCGAACUAAGCUAGGUUCAGGGACGGCUUUGAGGUUUCUGCGUGCGCAAGCAGAAAGUGCAUAUUUGAGGAGGAGGGCUUUACGGGUGAGCUGUUCCAAAUCGGUCUCUGGCAUUGUGGUGAAGGAUGAGACGGUCAGGCAACACGCCGAUGGCAGUGCUUCCGGGCUGAGUAUAGUGAUGAAAUUUGGUGGGUCUUCGGUUUCCACUGCUGAUAGGAUACGGGAGGUUGCUGAGCUUAUUCUAACUUUUCCGGAGGAAAGUCCGGUGAUUGUCCUCUCAGCCAUGGGGAAGACGACUAACAAUCUUCUGCUGGCUGGGGAAAAAGCUGUCACUUGUGGUGUUUCUAAUGCAUCGGACAUUUCUGAGUUGAAGUUUGUAAAACAGCUUCAUCUUAAGACAAUCAAUGAACUGGGAAUUGAUGGGUCCACAAUAUCUGUUUUGCUGGAUGAACUGGAGCAACUGCUGAAAGGGAUUGCCAUGAUGAAAGAGUUGACACCUCGAACAAGAGACUAUCUUGUUUCAUUUGGUGAAUGCAUGUCGACAAGAAUCUUUGCAGAAUAUCUGACCCAAAUUGGGGUUAAAGCAAGGCAGUAUGAUGCUUUUGAUAUUGGUUUCAUAACCACAGACGACUUUACAAAUGCUGACAUCUUAGAAGCAACUUUUCCUGCUAUAGCAAAGAGGCUUCAUGGUGAUUGGAUUAGUGAUCCUGCAAUUCCUAUUGUUACUGGAUUUCUCGGAAAGGGUUGGAAAUCCUGUGCUGUUACCACCCUAGGAAGGGGUGGCAGUGAUCUGACUGCCACAACAAUUGGUAAAGCCCUUGGCUUACGAGAGAUUCAGGUUUGGAAGGAUGUAGAUGGUGUUCUUACGUGUGAUCCAAAUAUAUACUCAAAUGCAAGACCUGUUCCAUUUUUGACCUUUGAAGAGGCAGCUGAGCUUGCAUACUUUGGUGCACAGGUUCUCCAUCCCCAAUCUAUGAGACCUGCCAGAGAAAGUGAUAUUCCAGUUAGAGUCAAGAAUUCAUACAACCCUAAAGCUCCUGGCACCCUCAUUACUAAGGAAAGAGAUAUGAGUGAGGCUGUUCUAACAAGCAUUGUCUUGAAAUCAAACAUCACCAUGUUGGAUAUAGUUAGCACUCGAAUGCUUGGGCAGUAUGGUUUCUUAGCAAAGGUUUUUUCUAUAUUUGAAGACCUUGGUAUUUCCGUAGAUAGUGUGGCCACUAGCGAAGUUAGUGUUUCUCUGACGUUAGAUCCAUCAAAACUGUGGAGCAGAGAAUUGAUUCAACAGGAACUUGAUCACGUUGUGGAAGAGCUAGAGAAAAUCGCUGUUGUUCAUCUUCUUCAGCACAGAUCCAUAAUAUCACUAAUAGGGAAUGUGCAAAGAUCUUCUUUAAUACUUGAAAAGGUGUUCAAUGUUCUUCGCAUGAAUGGAGUCAAUGUCCAGAUGAUCUCUCAAGGGGCAUCCAAGGUUAAUAUCUCCUUGGUUGUUAACGAUAGUGAAGCAAAGCAGUGUGUGAAAGCUCUUCACUCAGCAUUCUUUGAAAAUGGCUUCAUAUCUGAAGCCAAAGAAGAUCUUCACCAGAAUGGUUUGGCAAAAUCCGCAUUAUUUAGUGAUAAUGGUUAUUAAACCCAUAUGAUUAUUCACCCCAUUUUUCCUUCUGGGUUAGUGCAUCCAGUUCUAUUUAUCGCCGUUGCAAUUACUAACAAUUUUUUUUUGUUGGGCUUUUGAGAUUUUGGAAGUUUGUAAACCGAGAGCUAGUUUUUAACUGCUGUAGAUUUUUACAGCAGGGCGUUAUUUUACUUGUUUUACAAGUGAUUAGUCAUCUAAUUGAAGCAGCAGUGCAGAGCUUGAGGGAAUUCUUUGUUGCUCUGACUGGUGACUUGAUAAAGAAUUUGUAGAAAUGACUUGGCUUUUGAAGUUAUUAAAAAGGCCCUUUGUAUUCCUAUUCAGUCAAUCCAGGCCGACCGUUACAAAUGA